Molecule: messenger RNA, 2361 nt
Organism: Darwinula stevensoni
Lineage: Eukaryota; Metazoa; Arthropoda; Ostracoda; Podocopida; Darwinulidae
Source: the annotation of a GenBank genome assembly
AUGGGUGCGGCCCGCAGGCAUCUGGAGGGCGUAGGCCUAAGUCAGAGUGAUCAGGACGAUCAGGCCUUGAAGAUGGCCUACAAGCGCAAAGUAGAAGUGGUUCCAGCUGAAGAGAGUGAUCAACUUGUCAUUCGACCACUUGGAGCUGGGCAAGAAGUGGGUCGCUCAUGCAUUAUGCUGGAGUUCAAGGGCAAGAAAAUCAUGCUUGAUUGUGGAAUUCAUCCGGGACUGUUGGGAAUGGAUGCCUUACCCUUUGUUGAUCUCAUUGAUGCUGAUCAAAUCGACCUUCUUCUUAUAAGCCACUUUCACUUGGAUCACUGUGGUGCCCUGCCCUGGUUUCUCCAGAAGUCACCUUUCAAGGGUCGUUGUUUCAUGACCCAUGCCUCCAAAGCCAUCUACAGGUGGCUAAUAUCAGAUUACAUCAAAGUCAGUAACAUAGCAACAGAGCAGAUGCUGUACACAGAAGCAGACUUAGAGUCCAGCAUGGAGAAGAUAGAGACAGUGAACUUCCAUGAAGAGAAAGAGGUGAAUGGGAUCCGCUUCUGGUGCUACCAUGCUGGUCAUGUCUUGGGGGCAGCUAUGUUCAUGAUUGAGAUUGCUGGUGUCAAGGUUCUCUACACAGGGGACUUUUCAAGGGAAGAGGACCGACAUCUCAUGUGUGCUGAGGUUCCCAGCAUCAAGCCUGAUGUCCUUAUCAGUGAAUCCACAUAUGGGACCCAUAUCCAUGAAAAGAGAGAGGAAAGAGAGCAGCGAUUCACAACCCUUGUUCAUGAUAUUGUGACCAGAGGUGGGAGAUGCCUUAUCCCUGUUUUCGCCCUGGGUCGGGCACAAGAACUUCUCCUCAUUUUGGAUGAGUACUGGGGCAAUCAUCCUGAACUCCAUGAUAUUCCCAUCUACUAUGCCUCAUCCCUGGCCAAGAAGUGCAUGGCUGUGUAUCAGACUUACAUUAAUGCCAUGAAUGACAAGAUCAAGCGACAGAUUGCUGUCUCCAACCCUUUCAUCUUCAAGCACAUUUCCAACCUCAAGGGGAUCGAUCACUUUGAUGACAUUGGCCCCUGUGUGAUCAUGGCAUCUCCUGGCAUGAUGCAGAGUGGCCUCUCUCGUGAACUCUUUGAGAUGUGGUGUACUGAUCCCAAGAAUGGGGUCAUCAUUGCAGGCUAUUGUGUGGAGGGAACCCUGGCAAAGCAUGUGCUGAAUGAACCAGAAGAGAUCACAACAAUGAGUGGCCAGAAACUGCCUCUCAAGAUGUCAGUUGAUUAUAUCUCAUUCUCAGCACAUGCUGACUACAAGCAGAUCUCUGAAUUCAUCCGAGCCAUGAAACCACCUGAAUUGGUGCUUGUGCAUGGAGAGCAGAAUGAGAUGAACCGGUUGAAGCAGGCCAUUGUCAGAGAAUAUGAGCAUGAUUCAAAUACCCACAUCAAUGUCUACAAUCCGCGCAAUACUCAGGCUGUGGAACUUCAGUUUCAAGGAGAGAAAAUGGCUAAAGUUAUGGGGAGUUUGGCAAUUCACCCUCCAAGUGAAGGACAUGUGCUGUCAGGUGUAUUGGUGAAGCGAAACUUCAACUACCAUAUUCUUGCUCCUUCAGAACUAGCAAAGUAUACGGACAUGACGAUCAGUGUGGUGACACAGAGCCAGUCAAUGUACUUCUCAGGCUCCUUCCAGUUUGUCCAUUGUCUCUUGAGUCAUCUGGCUGGAGAAGGAUGCAAGCUCGUGGAAGAAUCAUCCAAAAAGCAAAUGCUCAGACUCUUUGAUCAGGUCAACGUCUCAUUUGAGAAUCAUGUCGUCACUCUAGAAUGGAACUCGAGUCCAGUUGCAGACAUGUAUGCAGAUGCAAUAUCUGUGGUUCUCAUGCAAGGUGAAACCAUGGAAGUCAAGCCUAAGUAUCUGCCUCCUAUUACCAAGCCAGAUAGGAUGCACUUCAAGGAAUGCUUGAUUGAAACCCUCCAAGAGAUGUUUGGAGAAGAAGCAGUUCCAAAGGUGUUCAGAGGAGAGAAGCUGUAUGUUAGUGUUGAUGGGAAGAAAGCCAAUAUUGACCUUCUCAAAAUGCAAGUGACCUGUGAGGAGGAUGAGAUGUUUCAGCGAAUUGUUCAGACUGCAGUCUCCAAGCUUCAUCAGUCCCUCAUGCCUGCUACCAAGUGACACACCAACUUUUGAUCUAUGAUGGUUGUCAAGACAAGGAGUACAAAUUCCUCAUUACAGUGAAAUCAAAUGAUGGGAAUAAAGUUUGAUCUGGAUAUUUCAAUGGGAAUGAUGUCAGUGAUGGUAGAGACACUUAUCUUUCAUGUAUGUCAGCACCCAAGUAAGGAGUCAAAGUGGUCAGUGGUAUUUUUGCUUAACUGAGACAAGUUUUUCAUGAUAAGG